Messenger RNA from Ailuropoda melanoleuca (giant panda), 1681 nucleotides. RefSeq names its product olfactory receptor 10T2-like. Gene Ontology annotation, molecular function: G protein-coupled receptor activity; olfactory receptor activity. The coding region runs from base 1 to 1008 and encodes 335 amino acids. Gene Ontology annotation, cellular component: membrane. The transcript is spliced from 2 exons. Gene Ontology annotation, biological process: G protein-coupled receptor signaling pathway. The record is from RefSeq and is a predicted model, not a curated record. NCBI's taxonomy places the organism in Eukaryota, Metazoa, Chordata, Mammalia, Carnivora, Ursidae.
AUGCUUGUCCCACAAGGGGGAACCUACUUUCACGUCUGGUGGAACCAACUUUUUGCCCCUGAGAAGCAGCAGGAAAAUGCCAGCCAGCUGGUGACCGAGUUUGUGCUGGUGGGUUUCUCCAACCUCCCAGACCUGAGAACUACCCUCUUCGGGCUUUUCUUCCUCACAUACCUGGUCACCCUCAGCGGCAACAUCACCAUCAUCACCAUCAUCCAGGUGGAUCGGAGCCUUCACACUCCCAUGUACCGCUUCCUGGUGGCGCUGUCCCUCUCCGAGACUUCCUACACGCUGGUCACCAUCCCCAACAUGCUGGCUCACCUGCUCAUGGAGAGCCAGGCCAUCUCCAUCCCUGGUUGUUGGGCUCAGAUGUUCUUCUUCCUGGGCCUGGGAUGCAGCCACUGCUUCCUCCUUACCCUGAUGGGUUAUGACCGCUACGUGGCCAUCUGCCACCCCCUGCGGUACUCGGUGAUCAUGAGACCCACAGUUUCCCUCAGCCUGGGAGCCCUGGUUUUCUGCUCCGGCUUCUUGGUGGCCUCGAUUGAAACCAGCAUGAUCUUCUCCUCGCCCUUCUGCGGCAGCGACCGCGUGGAGCACUUUUUCUGCGACAUCGCCCCGGUCCUGAAGCUCAGCUGCUCGGAGAGCGCCGGCAAAGCGCUGGCCAUCUUCUUCCUGAGCGUCGUCGUGGUGCUGGUCUCCUUCCUCCUCAUCCUCCUCUCCUACGCCUUCAUCGUGGCGGCCAUCGUGAGGAUCCCCUCGGCAGCCGGCCGGCGCAAGGCCUUCUCCACCUGCGCCGCCCACCUCACCGUGGUCAUCGUGCAUUUUGGCUGCGCCUCCAUCAUCUACCUACGGCCCGAGUCCGGGGGAAGGCCAGACCAGGACCGCCUGGUGGCUGUGUUCUACACUGUGGUGACGCCGCUGCUGAACCCCGUGGUGUACACCCUGCGCAACAAGGAGGUGAGGGUGGCCCUGAGGAGGACCCUGGGGUGGAGCCACGGGGUUUUUAAGUAAGCACUUGAUCCACAUUCCCCUUCUAGCUUUUUCAUGAACCUACGUCCCGCCUGACGCUCAGUUUUCCCAGUUGGAAAACAGGGACCGCUCCCAUAGCCUUGAAGGAAAGAGGCGGUGGACGGUGGCUGAGACCCACCAUGAAGUCCCUAAAGGCUGCCUCUUCCUUUGGUCUUUGCGUCUUUGACUUUGCUGGGAUGCACGUCCCUCUGCAGUGCAGAUGGUGACCAGCAGAUGGCGCCACGGACCCUGCCAAGCCUUGGCGGGCGCGCAGGGUAGUGCGGGCGGCGAGCAGGGAGGGCUGCUUCCUCCUUUCGCUGCGGGGCUAGGACCGCUGUGUAGCCAUGUGCCAUCCCCCGAGGGGGUCGGUGAUCGGGGACCCAUAGUUCACCUCUGACCGGGAGCCCUGGUUUUCUGCUCCCGCUUCUCGGUGGCCUUGAACCGGCUGCCCCAGGCUUUGUUUGUUCGUCCUGUUAGAAUCGCAUCCUUCAAUGUAGUGGGAGGAGACCAACUAAACAGUAAGAGCCCCUUAGUGAUAAAUAGCUAGAAAAAAUAGAGCGCGAUGAUGACUAGAGCUGAUCUCAUGUUGAUUCUCCAGCUCUCUUCCUCUUGGGUCUUUUAUUUCUUUGUUGUAUGGUGAAAAAGGGAAGUAGGGGGCAUUUAACAAAUCACUGGU